UGCGUUCUGGAUUAUUUAUGUUUGAAAGUCGGGCGCUGAUUGGCUGUUGCCGAAGGAAAGUCAGUUUAAACUGAGGGGCGGGAGAAAGUUCAGUUUGUACUCCGAACCGGCAGCAGCUGCUACUGGACUGAAAGCGAGCUGACACCGAACCGAUACCCGCACGAACGGAACCGAGAGAACCCAUGGCUUCCCAGAACAUGGACCCCGCAGCGGCUGCAGCGUCCUCCGCGGCCGCCCUGAAGGGAAGCGAAAGCGGCAGCAGCGCGGCCAGAGGCUCGGUGACCAAGCGGCUGCAGCAGGAGCUGAUGACCCUCAUGAUGUCGGGUGAUAAGGGCAUCUCGGCGUUUCCAGAAUCUGAUAAUCUCUUCAAAUGGAUCGGAACUAUCGAUGGAGCUCAGGGGACGGUAUACGAGGGGCUGCGGUACCGGCUGUCCCUGGACUUCCCGGCCGGCUACCCGUACCAGGCUCCCCGGGUCCGGUUCGUGACGCCGUGUUUCCACCCCAACGUGGACGAUCAGGGCACCAUCUGCCUGGACAUCCUGAAGGACAAGUGGUCGGCUCUGUACGACGUCCGCUCCAUCCUGCUGUCCGUCCAGAGCCUGCUGGGAGAACCCAACAAUGACAGUCCUCUUAACACGGCCGCCGCAGAACUGUGGGAGAACCAGGACGCUUUCCGGUCUCACCUCCACACCACGUUCCAGCAGUGAAGCAGCUUCUCUGUGUCUGAUUGUAUCAUAUUUUUAUGUUUGUUUGCGUCUUUGUGUUAAUAAAGAAUAAGGUUCUUAAUCCAA
Molecule: messenger RNA, 791 nt
Organism: Xiphophorus couchianus (Monterrey platyfish)
Lineage: Eukaryota; Metazoa; Chordata; Actinopteri; Cyprinodontiformes; Poeciliidae
Product: ubiquitin-conjugating enzyme E2C
Exons: 7
Coding region: 183-707 (174 amino acids)
Source: RefSeq, a predicted model, not a curated record